Messenger RNA from Aspergillus ruber CBS 135680, 1590 nucleotides. Its product is annotated as cytochrome P450. The record is from RefSeq and is a predicted model, not a curated record. Bases 1 to 1590 code for a protein of 529 amino acids. NCBI's taxonomy places the organism in Eukaryota, Fungi, Ascomycota, Eurotiomycetes, Eurotiales, Aspergillaceae. The transcript has 4 exons. Gene Ontology annotation, molecular function: monooxygenase activity; oxidoreductase activity, acting on paired donors, with incorporation or reduction of molecular oxygen; heme binding.
AUGCUCCUACUUCAAUAUGCCACUCCAGGGUGGUUGUCAGCGACUGCUGUACUGUCACUGUCCUUGUAUAGUGUCGCUCUAGUCGUCUACCGACUUUUCUUCAGUCCUAUAAGGAGAUUUCCAGGCCCUCGACUGGCAGCGGCCACCUUUUGGUACGAGUUCUACUACGAUGUCGUUCUGGGCGGGCAGUAUACCUUCCAUAUUGCUCGCCUGCAUGAAAGAUAUGGUCCUGUCGUCCGAAUCAACCCACACGAAUUGCACGUCCAUGAGUUCGACUUCUACAAUCAACUCUAUACAACCGGAGGACGGACUCGACACAAAUGGUACUGGGCAGCGCGGGCGUUCGGUGUAGAUUCUUCCACCUUCGCGACUGAGCGGCAUGAGGAACACAGAAUCCGUCGGUCAGCAUUAAAUCCGUCCUUUUCCACGGCUCAGGUACGCAAAUUAGAGCCACUCAUUCAAGGACGAGUUGAUUCGGUCAUGAGGAGAGUGAGGCAGUUCAAAUUGAAUGGGAGUGUUUUGUCUCUGGACGUGAUGUUUGGAGCAUUCUCGGCUGAUGUGAUUACCGAGUAUGCGUUUCGUCGUCCUGGACGUAAAGUCGAGGCUCCCGAUUUUGAUGACGGCUUCCACACGGCUUGCAUCAAUGGUGGCAAACAGCUCUUCCUAACACGACAGUUCCCUUGGCUGCUCAAAGUGGUUCGAACAAUCCCUCCUCACAUGACGCUUAAAUUUAACCCUUCCAUGUCGUCUUUUUUUGCGAUGCACAAGGACAUUGCCAUGCAGGUCAGGUCCGUCCUGGACGAGGCCAGUCUCGCCAACAAGACACCCACCGUAUUCCACAGGAUCCUAGACAGCAAAAUUCCCGAGCAUGAGAAGUCGUUUAACCGGCUGGCUUCUGAUGCAGGCUCGCUGGUUGGCGCAGCGACGAUCACUACGUCCUGGUCGCUUACACACGCCGUAUUCCACCUCUUAGACAACCCCAGCAGCCUCGAGAAACUGAAAACCGAGCUAGCAAAUGCCUUAAGUCCCAAUUCGGACGACUGCGGCGAGACAAUCCUGCCUAUACUGGAACAAUUACCGUACUUCACUGCCGUAAUCCAGGAAGCAUUGAGACUAUCGGUCGGCGUAUCGACUCGCCUCUCCCGAGUAGCUCCAGAUGAGGUUCUCACCGUGAAGGACCCGGCAAAGAGCGACGAUGGAGAGUGGAAAAUCCCACCCUCAACCCCGGUUUCGAUGAGCCAGCAACUGCUGUUGUAUGACGAGCGCAUCUUCCCGUCUGCAUCUGCGUUCCGGCCAGAGCGGUGGAUCGAGGAUCCAGGGUUGAUCAGAUACCAAGUCGCAUUUUCCAAAGGAUCGCGCGCCUGUCUGGGAAAGCAUCUGGCCCUCGCGGAGCUGUAUCUUCUGCUCGGGAGGCUUUUUUCAUCAUAUGGCUCAUCGGAGGUUAGGAUGCCUGGGGACCUUGGGUAUCUUGAGUUGUAUGAGACGGAUAAGAGUGAUAUAGAGUGUGCGGUGGAUGCUUUUCUGCCAUUGCCAAAGGUUGGAAGCAAGGGGGUUAGAUGUAAGAUCUUGACCUGGGAAGAUGAGAAGUAG